Messenger RNA from Verticillium nonalfalfae, 2223 nucleotides. RefSeq lists its product as uncharacterized. The coding region runs from base 1 to 2223 and encodes 740 amino acids. Gene Ontology annotation, biological process: chromatin remodeling. The record is from RefSeq and is a predicted model, not a curated record. The transcript has 3 exons. Lineage: Eukaryota; Fungi; Ascomycota; Sordariomycetes; Glomerellales; Plectosphaerellaceae.
AUGGCGCAGCAACAACCAAUUCAUGACCCUAGCGACGCGAUCGAGGACCAGCUCCUUCCGCACGUUCACCUCAUCUCCGCGAACCAGUAUCCCAACCAAGGCCGACUCGACCUUCAACACGUCACCAAAUGGCUGCUAGGCGCCCCCCAGGUCGCCAAAGACAAGGCACCAUUCUUCUGGACCUAUCUCGAUCGUCCCAACGAUGGCCAGGUUCUCCUCACGUGGCAACCGCUCAAGAGACUGGGAACCAACUAUGCUAGCGACGGCAUCGUCUGGGCGCCUGAGCAGUACCACCGCCAGGAAGUCGGCAAUGGACUGAACCUUGAGAUCUACUACAACAAGACGGGCUUCGCGCCCGGCGACCCAGCGGCCGUCCGCGCUCGCCGCAGGUUCCGACUGGUUCCCUCGCAACAGGUCAACAUCAACGCGCCGCAGCCCGACAUUAGCCUCUGGCUCGUACACUACGGCCAAGCCGACCCCCAGGACCGUCUCCCGAUCAACAUGGUUCCCUUCACGCAAGAUAGCCAGACCAUGCUGAACCAGCGCAACUACCUCCAGAACUGUGGCCAGAUCACGCGCAAGGACUUCAUGCUGUCCGACCGCGGCAACUGGCCGCAAAUUGCGUGGCCGCGCAGUGGCGGCAACCGACAGCAGGUGUACGCGCCCAUUCAGUCGAGGCGACUUCCCCAGCAGAUGGCGUAUCCCACUCACCAGCAGGUCAUGCCCACCGGACGCCGGGGCGGCCGCCAGACGCAAGCGCAGGCGGCAGCCCAGGCGGCGGCUCAGUCUCAGGCGCCGCCUCCGCCGCCCGGCUCCCUGGCUGCCCUCCAGCUCGAGCUGGAGGACGAGGAUCUCUAUGGCGAUGUGUUCGACACGCUGACGCCCCGGGACAUUGCACUGUCUCGGUACCAGCAGAACCACGAGUGGAUGGAGGAGGUGUGGUCCUCUCCGUAUUCGCUCAUUCACAUUACCCCUCCCGACCUGGGUCUCGGCCUGAAGGGCGAGCUCGCCCCUCUCACCGACGGCAUCUUCUCCUCUCAGGGCGGCGAGGCGCACCUGGAGAACCCCAAGAAGCCCUACGUCGGCAAGCUCGACAAGGGCCUCGCGGAUGAGUUCAGGAAGCGGGCGCAGGAGCACAUUGACACGACGAAUGCCGAGAUUGAGAAGAUGAAGGCUGAUCACGAGGCGGCCAUCGCCAAAAUGAAGGCCAACGCGACCAUUCUCAGCGCGGAGAAGGAGCUCCGCCACUCAGUCGAGGAACGCGGAGCCGAGUUCUGGCGUCUCGAGGGCCAGGUGACUGACUCGGACGAGGGCAGCAGCGCCUGGUCGCAGAAGCACAACAAGAAAAUCGACGACAUUGUGGCGCAGGUCGAGGCGCAUCUCGGACGUCAAAUCGCGGUCCUCCAUGGCGUGAACCGGGUGCAGGCGGGCGGCUACUUGGAACCCGUGCCUGAGCCUGUCAAGAAGGCGACGCCGGUGCCUGUGAAGGAGGCGACGCCAGUCGCUCUCCCCAACGUGGGCGCCGAGUCAAACGACAUGUCACGCCGUCCUUCGCAUGCCGGAUCGCAGCAGAGCGGGGCUACCGGUGAUGACGCUGAUAUCGACAUGGGCGGUACGGCUGCGGGUCUUCUCGAUGAGAUGCAUACGGGCUUGUCGUCGACGUCCACGCCCCUCAACUUCCCCACGCCAUCGGGACUCAACUCGGGUGUAGCGACGCCGGCCAACUUGGGCGCACCCUCUCCCGCGCCGGCUGCAGCGUCCGGUCCUGGGCCAGACGUCUCCAUGGCCAACACGGACGCCAACAAGGAUGCGGCGGCCAGCAGCGGCCAGGACCAGGGCAGCGGCGAUUGGGUCGUCGUGCCCAAGGGUGGUGUGUCUCCCGACACGAACGCGAACACGACGCCUGCCCCGGCCCCGGCCCCAGCCCCUGACGCCGCCGCGGCAGCAGCAGCAACGGCACCUACUGCCGUCGCCGCUCGGCAAGGCUCAGCCGUGGGAACACCGGCGCUCACUGAAGGCGACAACGACUUUAGCUCGCUCGGUGACCUCGACACAGCGGGUGAGGCGCUGGCCGGCUACGACGGCGGGCUGGACGGCGGAGCGGGUUCGCUUGGCGAUGGGUUGGACCUGAACAUGGAGAUGGAAGACUCGGCAUUCGGCGACGCGUUCCACGGGGCUUCAAACACGAACACGCCGGGGGAGAAUCAAUCCGAGGGCGUGUAG